Messenger RNA from Triticum turgidum subsp. durum (durum wheat), 678 nucleotides. The record is from the annotation of a GenBank genome assembly. NCBI's taxonomy places the organism in Eukaryota, Viridiplantae, Streptophyta, Magnoliopsida, Poales, Poaceae.
AUGUCUCUCGCGCCUCCUCUGCUCCGCCUCCGCGCCCCCCGCCCCGACGCCGCCCUCUCCGCCGCCGUCCCGUCCCGCCCUCUCCCUGGAUGCCUCGCCAUCGGGCGGGGUCUCGGCUCCGGCCGCGCCUACUGCCUCUUCUCCGGCGCCGGCGCCGGCCGCCGGAAGCAGGAGGAAGCUAGGAGAGGGCUGGAGAGUGCCGUAGACCAGAACAAGACGGGGUUCGGGACAUGGGGCGUGGAAACUGUUACAAGGCGGCUAAGAGACCGGCGUGGUGGCCCUGCUCCUGCUGUCGGUGGCGGUGGCAGGGGAAGGUCUGGAGGAGGAGGUGGUGGAGGUGGAGGUGGUUGGUUCAGGUGGUUUAGCAGUGGAGGCUUCUGGGACGCUGCGAAGCAGACUGUUCUGACGAUCCUCGGCAUUAUUGCAGCGGUCUUCCUCAUCGCGAAUUUCAACGUGCUUCUGGGGGCUGCCGUCUACCCGUUGCUGGUCGUGCUGCGGCAAAUAAGGCGCGCACUCACCUUUGCGGCUUAUUGUGUUUCUCGGGCCAUGUCGGCACCCGCUUCCAGGCCGAAACCAACUCCUGUAGACAGCGCUGAAGUGGUGGCCGCAGCGCCUGUCAAAGAAAGAGCCAGAAUGUCUGCAAGAGAAAGAGUUGUUGCGAAAUGGCGUUUGGACUGA